AUGUGCUCACAUUGUAAUCAUUUCAAUGACGCAAUUAGAGAAUACUCAUAUCCCAGUAAUCUUCUUUGUGAUAAGGCAGCCAUUGUAACUGGAGGGAGAAUCAAGAUUGGUCUUCAAACUGCUCUCGUUUUGUUGAGGUUGGGUGCGAAAGUUAUUGUUACUACUAGAUUUGCAUCUGACGCUCUGUUAAAGUUUAAGAAAUGUAAAGACUUUUCUGAGUGGUACGAUAGAUUAUUGAUAUACCCACUAAAUCUCAAAGAUGGAAAGUCAGUUAUUGAUUUCACUCAAUAUAUCAAGAAGAAUUUCAAACAAAUCCAUAUAUUAAUUAACAAUGCUGCCCAGACUGUAAAACGGCCACUAGAAUACUACAAAUCACUGUUAAAGUCUGAACAAAAGUACCUGACCAAAAGUGAAGAAAGUGCCAUGCCAAUUAUUCAUGAAAAUGAUUCAAACCUUAUCGAGAAAUCUAUUGAAAUUACCAAGUCAACUGAAACCAGAUUAGAUGAUGCGUCAUUGACUUAUGAUUACUUUCCUAAAGGUGAAAAAGAUAUUUGGGGAGAACAAGUCGAUUAUAGGCCUACAAACUCUUGGAAUGAGAAGCUUUCUGAUGUAUCCGUCACUGAAAUUGUAGAAUCUCAAAUGAUUAAUACCGUUUCUCCAACCAUUCUAGCUUCAGAGUUGUUUGAAAUUAUGAAACCAUCAUAUGAUGACAGCCAAGAUUUAGAAGAAAAUGACAUCCAUCAUUCAGUUCGUUUUGGGCAUAGUUUUAUAAUCAAUGUCACUUCUCAUGAGGGACAAUUUGAGACGAGUGGGAAAUCUGAUAGUCAUAUUCAAACCAAUACUAGUAAGGCAAGUCUAAAUAUGCUAACGAGGAGUUGCAGCGAAUAUUAUGCUAGAAAUGGAAUUUUGGUGAAUAGUGUAGAUACUGGUUGGGUAUCCUCUGCUUUACCUGCAUAUAGAGCUCCUCCUCUUACUGAUCUUGAUGCUGCCUUCAGAGUUCUGCACCCUAUCCUUUCUGGAAGUUUCAAGUAUGGAAAAUUAUACAAGAAUUACAAAGAGGUUGAUUGGUAG
This is a messenger RNA of Naegleria gruberi, 1071 nucleotides long. RefSeq lists its product as uncharacterized. The record is from RefSeq and is a predicted model, not a curated record. The coding region runs from base 1 to 1071 and encodes 356 amino acids. Lineage: Eukaryota; Heterolobosea; Eutetramitea; Acrasida; Naegleriidae. The transcript is spliced from 2 exons.